Molecule: messenger RNA, 1140 nt
Organism: Eruca vesicaria subsp. sativa (arugula)
Lineage: Eukaryota; Viridiplantae; Streptophyta; Magnoliopsida; Brassicales; Brassicaceae
Source: the annotation of a GenBank genome assembly
ACAAAUAACAAACACUUUCCCUCUCCCUCUGCAAAAAAAAGAAAAAAUUAUAUUCAAAAACAAAGCUUAAGCAAAUAAACCCUAACAAUGGUGGUAGCCGUUGAUUCUAACGAGAAGAAAAGUGGAAGCAAUCUUAAGUUCCUAUGCAGUUACGGCGGUAAAAUUCUCCCUCGCUCCACCGACGGGAAGCUCCGUUAUGUCGGAGGUCACACCAGAGUCCUCUCCGUUGAUCCUUCCAUCUCUUUUGAAGAGCUAAUGAAGAAACUAAUUGAAUUCUGCGGAUACGCCGUCGAUCUCCGAUGUCAGUUACCUAACGGCGAUCUCGAAACUCUAAUCUCCGUUAAAUCAGACGAGGAACUAACAAACAUCGUCGAAGAGUACAAUCACGUCUCUGGAGCCAAGAUCCGCGCCGUUCUAUCCCCUCCGCGGAGUUCAAAAUCGUCAUCGUCGUGUUCUAGCGGCGGCGGUGGUGAUCGAUCUCCGGAAUCUCCGUUCUCCGUCACGCCUUCUCCGCCGAACUCUCCUUACGGGAGAUACCUACAGUCUCGGUAUUGUUUACCUCCAACGGAUCUUGGGAGAAGAUCCAAUCAAAGAUCCGGAGAAUCGUAUUGCUACGCUUGUCGUGUUCACAAAGGCUCUAGACUCAUCUGGCAUUGAAAGGAAACUUUGGACGAUGAUGAUGACAAAGAAUUAAAAAUAAAGAAAUUAAAAUUUAAGUUUGUGUGAUAUUUUUGGUUUGAGAAGAGAAGAGAAUUAAAAUAUUUUCCUUUUCUAUUAGUGGUGGUGAGACGUGACCAGCGGUGAAAAUUUAUUUUAGACGGAGAACCAGACGAACCGUUAGAGUUGCCGUUACUAUUUGUUCGCACGUACGACGUUGUUUUUUUAUAUACGUGAUACGUGGCGGGAACUGGGAGAGUGUAUCGUGUCUUCUGUCGGAGAAUGUUGACGCGUGUAGGCUAGUGGAUUCGUUAGUUUAGUACGUGUCUGAAUUGUUUUAUUUUUUUGUUUUACUUAACGAGGUUUAUUUUUGUUUUGGGCCUUUUGGCUUCUUUGAUAAUGACAGAAGUAGUUAUUAUCUUGUUUCAAUUUUUUAAGCCCAAUUGAGAAAAAACAAUUGUUAAAUAUUUAUUUUAAUGUCCU